Molecule: messenger RNA, 5030 nt
Organism: Syngnathus typhle (broad-nosed pipefish)
Lineage: Eukaryota; Metazoa; Chordata; Actinopteri; Syngnathiformes; Syngnathidae
Product: MYND-type zinc finger-containing chromatin reader ZMYND8-like
Exons: 21
Coding region: 679-4176 (1165 amino acids)
Biological process (GO): regulation of DNA-templated transcription
Molecular function (GO): protein binding
Source: RefSeq, a predicted model, not a curated record
UUGAUGUCUACCACCACCAAGAAAGCCUGAGCCAACCGAGUUACCUGUUGCCAUUUUCAUUGCUUAUUUUCCAUCUUUGCUAGUUUCCUGAUUCUUCAUCCUGUACCUCCAUUGUGUUUUGUCAACAGAAUCAAGUGAUUGUAAGAAGCAGAGUAGCCUAUCGAUCAGCCAAUCGAUACGAUCGAAUGCCCGAGAUCAGGUAAACAAUGGAGCGACCUGCGUGCGGCUGCACUCAGGUGAAGAGCUCCAGCCUGUCAUCGCACUGAAAAUGGCCAGAAGGGAGGGAGGAGUUUAAACAAAGGCCCUCUCCAUAAAAAAAAAAAAUCAGGCUUGUUCAGAGUAGCCACGGCUGGUGCUUUGCUUCAACCUCUACGUGAUCCUAUUUCUUCCUGCAGAGGCAAAAGAAAAGGCAACUUCUACUACGACCUGCUGUUGGAAACAGCUCACUUGUGGUUUCGCUGCCCCUGCCUGCUCUGAACAAAGAUAAUUACUCAGGAAACAUUUCGACCAAUCACAUGCUGCGUAUCUUCUUGCCUGCGCGGAGAGCAACCAGUCAGGAUCGGGCUAACAACACUGGGGCCUGAUCGCCUUGCUUGAAGAGCGGAGCCUUCCCCGGCUGAGGGCUGAGAGUGUCCUCCAUGUUUUUUAAGUGUUGACAUAACAGUGUGUCAGGCAGCCAUGCAUCCACAGAGUCUGGCUGAGGAAGAGCUAAAGACAGAGCCGGAUGUGGUAGAAGGGAUGGAGGCAACGGCACGGUCUAAAGCCCCUGAUCCCCCAGGGUCAGCAGAACGCUCCCUGGUACCACAAAAGAGGAAGAUCUCCAGUCCCACCCACUCGUCCAAUGGCCACUCUCCAACUGACACCUCCUCCAGUCCACUCAAGAAAAAAAAGAAACCUGGAGCUAUGAACUCUAGCAAAGACCAGUCAGAGCUAAGACAUGGUCCCUUUUACUAUAUGAAGCAGCCAUCACUCACCACAGACCCUGUUGAUGUUGUACCGCAGGACGGCAGGAAUGACUUCUACUGCUGGCUGUGCCACCGCGAGGGCCAGGUGCUCUGCUGUGAGCUCUGCCCCAGGGUGUACCACGCCAAGUGCCUCAAACUACCAGCUGAGCCUGAGGGCGACUGGUUCUGUCCUGAGUGUGAGAGAAUAACAGUUGCCGAAUGCAUUGAAACACAGAGCAAAGCCAUGACCAUGUUGAAUAUAGACCAGCUCUCUUACUUACUCAAAUUUGCACUCCAAAAGAUUAAGCAGCCUGGGACGGAGCCCUUUCAGAAACCUGUGUCCUUGGAACAGCAUCCUGACUAUGCUGAGUACAUUUUUCACCCCAUGGACUUGUCGACUUUAGAGAAGAAUAUCAAGAAGAAAAUGUAUGGCUGCACUGAAGCCUUUCUUGCUGAUAUGAAGUGGAUCUUACAUAACUGCAUCAUUUAUAACGGAGGCAAUCAUAAAUUAACAGCAACAGCAAAAGUCAUUGUCAAGAUAUGUGAGCACGAGAUGAAUGAGAUUGAAGUAUGCCCUGAGUGCUACCUGUCUUCCUGUCAAAAAAGGGACAACUGGUUCUGUGAGCCAUGUAGUCAGCCGCAUACAUUGGUCUGGGCUAAACUCAAAGGCUUUCCCUUCUGGCCAGCAAAAGCUCUUCGGGAAAAGGAUGGGCAGGUUGAUGCACGUUUUUUUGGACAACAUGACAGAGCUUGGGUGCCCAUCAACAACUGCUACCUAAUGUCCAAAGAGAUCCCUUUCUCCGUAAAGAAGACAAAGAGCAUUUUCAACAGUGCCAUGCAAGAAAUGGAAGUUUAUGUAGAAAACAUUCGUAAGAAAUUUGGAGUUUUUAACUACGCGCCAUUUCGAACUCCUUACACGCCCAACAACCAGCUCCAAAUGUUGCUGGAUCCUUCGAACCCCAGCGCCGGUACAGUCAAAACCGAGAAACCCGAUAAACUGCGCUUUAACUUUGAUUUAACCGCAUCUCCGAAGAUGGUUCUUAGUAAGAGUUCCACAACCGGUGGGAUGAAUCGGAGGGUCUCCAUGACGGAUAUGCCUCGGUCCCCGAUGAGUACAAACUCUUCGGUUCACACGGGGUCCGACGGAGAGCAAGAUACAGAAAAGCCCAGUAGAAAUUCUGCUUUACACUACAGUACCGGAGAGGAAUCCAUGGACUGUACCGGUAAUUCCUCCUCUCGCUUUACACUCACUCACUUUACACGGAAAGGUAAAAUUGAUAAGAUACGUUUUGUCGUGAAUGCAGCAUCGCCUGUCUCGGGAAAGGUUGGUCCAGCAGGCAGCUUGACGGGCAGCCCAAAGCCACUCAAUCCGAGCUUGGUGCCCAAGCAGGAGAGGCCGGCAUCCACGGGUGGGAUCCUCAAUCUCAACUUGGAUCGAGUGAAAGCCGAGAUGGAUCUGAGAGAGUUGAGUGAGAGUGUGCAGCAGCAACAGCAACAGCUGCAGCAAUUGGGGCCAGCCGCCCUCCCCACGCCAAAGAGACCCAUCAGGAGUCUCGACAAGACUAUUGAAAGCUGCAAGGCCCAACUUGGGAUAGAUGAGAUUUCUGAAGACGUAUAUAAAGGUGUGGAUCAUAGUGACACUGACGAGUCUGAGAAAUCGGACUCCAGCGAUAGCGAGUAUGCCAGCGACGAGGAGCACAAGCCAAAAAGCUCUGUACAGGAUGAAAAGGGCAAAGCGGAUCGAAAGCGGCCCCGAGCAAAUGCAGAAGCAGAGAAUAAGGACUCAGUUGGAGGGAUGGUGGAAAAAUCCACCUCUGCAACCCAGCUCAAAGAGAAACAGGGCAGCAACGGACAAGAAGAGGCCCUUCAAGAAAAGCCCCGAAUGACCCAGUCUCAGCCCCUCCCUGACAAGCCAAAGGCCCCGGAAGAGAGCAGAACACCGAAUGCAACAACAUCAGCAGCAGAGCAAGACUCUGAUUCCGAAAGAGAGCUGGUGAUUGACCUCGGAGAUGAACACGGAGGCCGUGACUCGAAGAAGUCAAGAAAAGACACGGGUAGCUCUUCUACCAAAACCUCUAAAGAGGCCAAUACUGUCAAAUCGGAGGGAAAAGUAACCAAUUCCACUACGGCAACUGCACCAGCUGCUUCCACCCCGAAAGAUGGCUUGCAGUCUUCCUCGGGUGCUCUCAACGCCAUUCCCACUUCCGCAUCUGGUCCGCCCAGUGCUGCCUCAACCACCAGCGGCACUUCCAGCACUCCCUCUGCCUCUGUUGCGUCAACCUCGCCAGCAGUGAAGAAACAGCGCCCCCUGUUGCCCAAAGACACGUUUUUGCAGCGAGCGGUGGUUUGGAAUCCUACCAAAGUGCAGACUUCCUCUCAGAAAAGUCACGUCCAGAAGCAGCAACAGGCAGAGCAGUCGACUGCACAGUCGCAAGGGCAGGUGCAGACCCAAAGUCAGUCUCAGCAGAAUUCUUCGAGUACACGCUACCAGACCAGACAAGCAGCCAAAGUUCAAUCGAAAGAUUCUCCUCAGAGUGCUGGCUCAUCUUCUUACUUGUCGGGAGACUUGCCAAUCCCGACUGCUUCUGCAGAUGUAGCUGCGGACAUAGCCAGAUACACAAACAAAAUUAUGGACUCAAUAAAAGGAACGAUGACUGAAAUCUACAACGACCUUUCGAAAAGCACUACAGGAAAUACAAUCGCAGAGAUUCGACGGCUGAGGAUAGAGAUUGAGAAACUUCAGUGGUUGCAUCAACAAGAGCUGUCUGAGAUGAAGCACAAUCUUGAACUAACAAUGGCGGAGAUGAGGCAAAGUCUGGAGCAGGAGAGAGAAAGGCUGAUAGCGGAGGUGAAAAAGCAAAUGGAAUUAGAAAAGCAGCAAGCUGUGGAUGAGACGAAAAAAAAGCAGUGGUGCGCCAACUGCAGAAAGGAGGCCAUCUUCUAUUGUUGUUGGAACACCAGUUACUGCGAUUACCCUUGCCAGCAAGCCCACUGGCCGGAACACAUGAAAUCCUGCACGCAGUCAGCUUCAGCUUCACAACAAGAACCAGAAGUUGAGCCCAACCCAGACACUUUGGGCAAAUCCACAAGCAAUUCCCCGGCCACACAAACUCUGACUGCCCCAACAGGGACAGCCAUACCCGCCUCAUCAUCAUCAUCCAUAUCCGACAAAAGCAGCUCUCCCACAUAUAUUGAUAAGAACAAGGACAGUGCUGGUGUUACUGUGACAUAACUGUCACUCCACAUUGUGGCAUGUAUUUCAAGGCUGCUGCGGACCGUGCGAUGUAACACUUGGCGCUUCAAUGUCUGCUCCGUGAUACUUUUGGUUCCCAUCCUAAUUUCAAGGUCCUUGCUGAUUCGUCAUUGUUGUGACAUAAUUUGGUUCUAACAAAACAAAAAUGAUUAUCUAUGUUUCCAUACUGCAGUUUUGUUAUCAAAAUGUUACUACUUAAUUUCCUGUCCAAACAAGAUGGUAACUAACUGCAGUAUAUUUGUUACACUAAAAUGGUUCAUUGCUGCUCGGAAAUGCUUAAAGGCUGUAUUUUGUUUGUUUGUUUCGUUCAUCAUCACACCAUGUGAGAUGCCGAAACAGCCAUGAAUAGUUGAUUCUCAAUUACCAUGGUUGCAUCAGUUUUCUGGGGUUUGUAACUUUUUUUUUUUAAUCAUUUCCUUUUUAUGUCAGUGGUAUUUUUUUCAUUCCACAUUGUACAGGUCUAAAAAAAAACUGUGUGAUUUAUGAAAAAAAUCUAAAACAUUUAAAUGUAAAAAGUUUUUGUAAGAAGAUACACAAACAAUAUUUAUUAUGUUUUAUAGUAUGUUUUGAUGCAAUCACAUUUUUAUGUGUCGAACUUUUAUUUGACCUAAAAUAUUCAUGAAUGUCAGUACUGGGUGAAGUCUGUUAAACUGUAUUUCCAAAGUUAAAGUUAAUUCCGGUCAGACUGUUUGAAAUGUGUAUACUUGAAUAGAAAGUAUGUUUUGGCUGGUUAUGAUUACACGAGCAUGUCCAAUUUUUGUUUGUGUCGUUCUUGUUUACAUAUUGUAAAUACAGUAAAAUGACUCGUGAAGAAAAUAAACAUGUUCUCGAUA